Malassezia sympodialis ATCC 42132 is the source of this 3153-nucleotide messenger RNA. It is a transcript of the gene SPO14, whose product is annotated as phospholipase D. Gene Ontology annotation, cellular component: intracellular membrane-bounded organelle. Gene Ontology annotation, molecular function: D-type glycerophospholipase activity; phosphatidylinositol binding. The record is from RefSeq and is a predicted model, not a curated record. Gene Ontology annotation, biological process: intracellular signal transduction; phospholipid catabolic process; phosphatidic acid biosynthetic process. Lineage: Eukaryota; Fungi; Basidiomycota; Malasseziomycetes; Malasseziales; Malasseziaceae.
AUGGUCUUAGAUCGUGCGGCUGAUCCUACACAGACUGCGCAGCAGCCGCCUUCAGUGCCUCCGGAGGCACCCGUUGUCUUGGAUGCAUCAGCCCGCAACAGUUCUAUGGAGGCACGCCAUUCCAAGUCGGGCGAGCAUGUCCCGCCGGGAUCGCGCACGUUCAAACAGAUGCUGCGCUGGAAUCGCGGCAAGGAGUCGAAACCCAAAUAUCAACGCGCUGCGCCGGUGAACGUAGUUAGCGAGCUUUCUACGGGGCUUCUCACGGUGGCUAUGCUCAAAAUGCAUCUCGACCGAGACGAGCACGGCGAAGCGCGGGCGCCCGUUCUGCUCCAGCACCUGCGUGUCUCGAUUACCGACACGAUCCAUCUCGCGCAAUCAGGACAUACACUCUUCCGCCUAGAAUUGGCCUAUGGAUCAAGGAUGCACUGGAUAGUGUACCGGGAAACGCGCGAUUUUAUAGCGCUACAUGCCUACUUUCGCGCAGAAAAAGUCACGGAUGCGAUUACCAACCCGUUUUCGACGGAACAGGACAAUGCUCUACCCAGUUUCCCUAAAGGACAGCUGUCGCACUACCUUACGUGGCGCUCCCCUGAUGCAGGCGAAAAGCAGGCAGCGAUCGACCGCGACUACCGCGAGCAGCUGACCGACUACCUCAUCAAGCUCAUUUCCUUUGUUACUUUCAAGCCUCAAGCGAAUCGCCUGUGCCGCUUUUUCGAAUUGAGCACUAUGGCGGUGCAGAUGGCGCCCCUGUCCGGCACCCUAGGCAAGCAGGGAUACCUGCACAUCCACUCCAAAAGCUCUCUCAAGCGGUCCUUUGACUUGCUGUAUCUGUAUGAAAACAGGCGCCCGCGCUGGUUUAUCGUGCGUGAAAGCUAUAUCCUCAUCGUGGAGCAGGCCCACAGCACCAUCCUUCACGACGUUUUUCUUAUGGACCAGCAGUUCGAGGUUCGGCAGAAGCGCCGCCUGCACCGCUCGAUCCUGGAACAUUCUUCCCAAGGGCAAACAGAAUCGACACCUCAUCGCCACACGGGCGGCACCGUCCAUCCCUACGUGACCCACCACAAGUUUACAGUCUGUAAUGCCGAGCGCAAGUUAAAAUUGGAAGCCCGGACCGAGCGCGAAAUGGAGCAGUUCUUGCUCAGCCUCAAGUGGGCAGCACAGAAUAAUGUCUUUGGCAAGCCAAACCGCUUUGACAGCUUUGCCCCGAUCCGCAGGAAUGCCAGGCUGCAAUGGUUUGUCGAUGGCCGAGACUACUAUUGGCAGCUGUCAGAGGCUAUUUUGCACGCGCGUGAGCGCAUUUAUAUCCAUGACUGGUGGCUCUCGCCUGAAUUCUACUUUCGCCGACCUGGUACGCUGGAAUGGCGCCUGGAUCACCUGUUGAAGCGCAAAGCGGAAGAGGGCGUGCAAAUUCAUGUCAUUCUGUACAAUGAGGUGUCCAACGUGUUCACGCCCACCGAUUCGGGCUACGCCAAGUCGCGUUUGAUGCAGCUGCAUCCGAACAUUUUCGUGCAGCGCUCGCCUAGCCAUCUUAAGACGGGCACUUUCUACUGGGCGCAUCACGAGAAGAUGUGCGUGGUGGAUGAGAUGCUCGGCUUCAUGGGCGGCUUUGACCUGUGUUUCGGACGCUGGGACACACCUACCCAUGCGCUCAUUGAUGACGCAAUGAUGGAUAACCAGCCUUUCGACCAAGAUGAUACUAUGCUUGGGCCCGUACGCCACGGCGCCGAAGCGCACGUCUGGCCGGGACAGGAUUAUGCGAAUGAGCGGGUGGCCGAGUGGCAAAAUCUCACGCAGCCCGAGGUCGAUCUGAUACCCCGCGAUAAAGUGCCACGCAUGCCGUGGCACGACGUCGGAGUGCAGAUCGUUGGACAGCCCGCGCGUGACUUGUGUCGCCACUUUUGCCAGCGUUGGAAUAUGCUGUUGCGUUCGAAGAAACAUACACGCCGGAUGCCCUUUUUGCUGCCGCCGCCAGAUCUGACACUCUAUCAGAUGGAGCGCUAUGGUAUUAUCGGCACCUGCGAGGCGCAAAUCUGUCGCUCGGGCGGUCCGUGGAGCCUGAGCACCAGUAAGAAGGUGGAAUUUUCGAUUCAGAAUGCCUACUUGAAGGCGAUCGAGCAAAGCGAUCAUUUUGUGUAUAUCGAAAAUCAGUUCUUUGUCACCUCAACGACGAUGGAGAAUACCGAGAUUGAAAACCGCAUUGGUUUGGCACUCGUGGAGCGCAUUGUGCGCGCGCACAACGAAGGAACGAAGUGGCGGGCGGUGAUUGUGAUUCCUGCCACGCCUGGCUUCCCUAUGGACUAUGACCACCCUGAGAGCAGCUCGGUGCGUAUUAUUUCAGCGCUGCAGUACCUGUCCAUAUCCCGCGGCCCCAACUCUAUCUUUGGACGCCUUGAGCGCGUGGGUAUCCAUCCGCACGAGUAUAUCGGGUUCUUUGCACUUCGCAACUGGGGACGCAUGCGCUCUGGCCAGCUUGUCACCGAGCAGGUGUAUCCUCACGACAAAGUUAUGAUUGUGGACGAUCGCCUGGCAAUCAUUGGCAGUGCCAACAUCAAUGAGCGGAGUAUGCGCGGGGACCAUGACUCAGAGUUGGCCUGUAUCGUACGUGAUGAAGACCGGCUGGUAUCGAAAAUGGCUGGCGAGCCCUACGACGUAGGUCGCUUUCCCCACACGUUGCGUCUGCGGCUCAUGCGCGAGCACCUCGGUGUGGAUGUCGAUGCGGUUGAUCGUGCUCUGCGCGAGGGCCAUCCGUACGAGGAUCCACCCCCUGCGGAUGCAUGGCCGGACGAGCGUCCCCGAAUCACGGCCAACAGCAUAGUUGACCCUGUGGCGAGCUAUGAAGUCUGGACCGCUGCUGCAUCAUACAACACGAUGGUAUACCGCAAGGUCUUUCAGUGCAUGCCGGACGACACGGUCACCACAUGGGCAGCAUACAAGAACGCCAAAGUACACAGCGACAAGUUGGCACGCUCUACAUAUGAGGCGAUGCACGCCGACGUCUUUUCUGCCGAGGCUCUGGAAGCAAUGGUGGUCCAACUGCAGACGCUUUGUGGCAACCUCGUCGAGCUUCCGCUGCACUUUUUGGAGCGCGAUGCAGCCGCAGGCAACUUCCUCUUCCCCAUGGACCACAUACAACCAAUCAUUGUAUACGAUUAG